Coturnix japonica (Japanese quail) is the source of this 2318-nucleotide messenger RNA. RefSeq names its product serine hydroxymethyltransferase 1 (gene SHMT1). The record is from RefSeq and is a predicted model, not a curated record. Lineage: Eukaryota; Metazoa; Chordata; Aves; Galliformes; Phasianidae. Gene Ontology annotation, biological process: tetrahydrofolate interconversion. Gene Ontology annotation, molecular function: pyridoxal phosphate binding; glycine hydroxymethyltransferase activity. Gene Ontology annotation, cellular component: mitochondrion; nucleus; cytoplasm.
GAUUGGUUGAGAGUCGGAGGGGUGUGACGCGGCAGCCUAUUGUAGGAGCGCGGGCUGCCGCGGGGCGGCUGAGCGGGCCGGGACCGGGAUCCGAAUCGGUGGCAGCAGAGGCAGCGGACAGAUGGCGAACAUGGCACAGGGUGCUGGGAGCCUCCCCAGCGCAGAGCUCUGGGCCUCCCACAAUAAGAUGCUGCUGGAGCCACUCGACAGGAAUGACCCUGAGGUGUACAACAUCAUCAAGAAGGAGAAGCAGCGGCAGAGGCUGGGGCUGGAGCUGAUUGCAUCAGAGAACUUUGCGAGCUGCGCAGUCCUGGAGGCGCUGGGAUCCUGCUUGAACAAUAAAUACUCUGAGGGCUACCCUGGACAGAGGUACUAUGGCGGGACAGAGUUUGUAGAUGAGCUGGAACGGCUGUGCCAGAAGCGAGCCCUGCAGGCAUUCCGGCUUGACCCCCAGAAGUGGGGUGUCAACGUCCAGCCCUACUCAGGGUCACCCGCUAACUUUGCGGUGUACACGGCCCUGGUGGAGCCCCACGGCAGAAUCAUGGGGCUGGACCUGCCUGACGGGGGCCAUCUGACCCAUGGGUUCAUGACGGACAAGAAGAAGAUCUCUGCAACCUCUGUAUUCUUUGAGUCCAUGCCCUACAAGGUGAAUCCCAAGACUGGUUACAUUGACUAUGACCAACUUGAGGAGAAUGCCCGUCUGUUCCACCCCAAGCUGAUUAUAGCAGGUGUCAGUUGCUACUCACGCAACUUGGACUAUGCCCGCAUGCGACAGAUUGCCGACGCCAACAGCGCCUACCUGAUGGCCGACAUGGCCCAUAUCAGCGGGCUGGUGGCUGCUGGUGUUGUGCCCUCACCAUUUGAACACUGCGACGUCGUCUCCACCACCACCCACAAGACCUUGAGGGGCUGCAGGGCCGGCAUGAUCUUCUAUCGCAAAGGCACCCGCAGCACAGACCCCAAGACAGGGAAGGAAACACUCUACAACCUGGAGAGCCUCAUCAACCAAGCGGUCUUUCCUGGGCUGCAGGGAGGGCCACACAACCAUGCCAUCGCAGGGAUCGCUGUGGCCCUGCAGCAGGCCAUGACUCCCGAGUUCAAGGCUUACCAGCAGCAGGUGGUGGCCAACUGCAAGACACUGGCAGCAGCACUGAUGGAGCUGGGCUAUGAUAUUGUCACAGGGGGCUCUGACAACCACCUCAUCCUCCUGGACCUGCGCAGCAGAGGCACUGAUGGAGGCCGGGCCGAGCGGGUGCUGGAACUCUGCUCCAUCGCCUGCAACAAGAACACAUGCCCUGGUGAUGUCAGUGCCCUUCGUCCCAGUGGUCUGCGUUUCGGGACACCAGCUCUCACCUCCCGGGGCUUUCGACAGGACGAUUUCCGCAAGGUGGCUCAGUACAUCCACAAAGGCAUUGAGCUGACGCUGCGUGUGCAGAAGGACAUGAGCCCUAAGGCAACACUGAAGGAAUUCAAGGAGAAACUAGAGGAGGAAAAAUACCGGGGAGAGCUAAAGGCACUGAAGGAAGAGGUGGAGGCAUUCGCAGCAACCUUCCCACUCCCCGGACUGCCAGUCCUGUAAUGGGAGGCACUGUGCCCACUCUCAGAGCCAAGGAAGUACCAGGGACCAUGGCACACUCAUACCACUGGAAUGAGCCCAUUGCCCUGGUGCCUUCUCCCUGCAUCUUCCUACUGGUGCUGACCCCAUGCAGCAGCUCCUCAUCUGGCUCUCCCUCACCUCUCCCUUCCUGUUUCUGACACUGGAGCCCCUCUGAGCUCAGACCAAACCUUUCACCAAUAGAUUUUACAAAUGGGCCUAAGCAGAAGGAAAUCCCUGGCCUCAAGACAAGGUUUGGGAUCGAUCUGCUAUGGGAGCAGUAGAUGAGAUUACACAGAACUGUCUGCCUUCACAGGCAGGAGGGACACCCAGGAGCCAGAACUCAGGGUCCCAUGCCCAGGAACUUCACAGCCUUACAAAAGUCUUCCUGGCUUCAGCCUCCAAGGCUCGCCUUCCUACACACACACACCAGCUCUCCUUUUGGAUCUCCACACAUUUUGCCAGGGCCAAACCUCAUCCCAUACCCAGAGAACAGCCCUGCUGGGGCCACGAGCCCAGCUUCACCACAACACAAACCAACAUCUGCAGGGGUUUCUCAGACCUCUGAGCACACACCUUAUUAGGUAGAACCAUUUUUUAAUAAGCACAGUAAAAUUAAGAAUUUAACCACAAUGUAUGACAAGAAUUAUAAGCUUUAAAAAAUACAACCAAUUUUUGUAUUUCAAAAAUAUCUGAACCCAAAUAAAUAAUUCUUUUUUUUUGU